AUGGGCCACGGACCAGCGCCAUUCGGCCCCCCUCCACCUCCUUCCCAUGGUCACGGCCACGGACAUGGACAUGGACAUCCCCACGGGCCACCACCACCACCACCUCCACCUCCUCACGCGGCACAUGGCCAGCACACACAGGGCCAAGCCGUGCCCAUUCUAGCCAUCAUCUUCGGCUCCAUCGUCCUCAUCGUCCUCAUCAUCAACGUCUUCAAGUUCGCCCAGUUCUACCUCGAGCACCACGCCACGCACAGCCAGGACGAGAAGCAGGCCAAGCCCUGCAACGGCAAUUGCCAAUGCCAGGGCCUGGCCCCCAACCCCAAGCAGCGGCCGGGUGUUGACCCCCCGCCCUACUCGAACAACAACGAGCUCGAGGAGAGGAGAAGGCUCAUGGACGAGGACGGGAGCAACUAUGUCCCUUGA
Molecule: messenger RNA, 423 nt
Organism: Clonostachys byssicola
Lineage: Eukaryota; Fungi; Ascomycota; Sordariomycetes; Hypocreales; Bionectriaceae
Source: the annotation of a GenBank genome assembly